Fusarium poae is the source of this 993-nucleotide messenger RNA. RefSeq lists its product as uncharacterized. The transcript is spliced from 4 exons. The record is from RefSeq and is a predicted model, not a curated record. Bases 1 to 993 code for a protein of 330 amino acids. Gene Ontology annotation, molecular function: chitin binding. Lineage: Eukaryota; Fungi; Ascomycota; Sordariomycetes; Hypocreales; Nectriaceae.
AUGGCAUCGUUCUCUGGAGGUUUUGAACUCUCGAAUUCUUUCAUUCUCUCGCGCUCGAAUAAUCCCGUUAGCAAAGAUGGCAACUGUGGCUCGAAUUCCGACUUCAACGCAACAUGCCUCACAUCCACUUUUGGUAACUGCUGCUCUGAAAAAGGGUUCUGCGGCAAGACUGUAGCAUACUGCGCUGAGGGCUGCCAAAGUGGGUUUGGUACCUGUGGAACAAGUGAUGGGCAGCUUGUUAGUAUUUCAGGAUCUUGUGGUGCGACGUCCUCGAGCAACAUAACAUGUCAAGGAAGCGAGUUUGGAAACUGCUGUUCUGAGAAAGGCUACUGUGGCAAGACUUCGACGUACUGUGGUGCUGGGUGCCAAAGCGGGUUCGGUACUUGUGACUCCGACGACAAGUCCUCUUCAGUGACUACAGCCACGACAGCCACUCGUGGAACUUCAACCUCAUCAGCAGCAUCAGAAACGAGCCUCGGUGCUGUUUCUGUUGAUGGUAACUGCGGAUCCAAUUCGGAUAUCAACGCCAUCUGCGAGGGUAGCGAGUUUGGCGAUUGCUGUUCGGAAAAGGGAUACUGCGGCGGAAGCUCGAACUAUUGUGGAACCGGCUGCCAAUCUGAUUUUGGCUCCUGCGAUACGUUAAUAGCAGAAAAAACAUCUACGAUAAACCCGACAGGCUUCACAAGAAGCUCAGCAACAAGCUCACCACUUAGCUCAGACUCGGCAGAUUCGUCGACUGGCUCUCUUAGUACCGGUGCCAAGGCUGGGAUCGCGGUCGGAUCCGUUGUUGGAGGUCUCGGAUUGAUAGGCCUACUCGCUUGGUUUUUGAUACGUAGGAAGAACAGGAAAUCUGCACCAUCAGUGAUGGAAGUUGGCGAGGAGAAACCUGAAAGUGCGCCAAGGUAUGAGCUGAAAGGGGAGAAUCAUGCUGAGUUAGAUGGAGGAGGGACUCGUGCCGAGCUACCUGGUGAUUAUGGGAGCCACCAGAGAUGA